Molecule: messenger RNA, 269 nt
Organism: Staurois parvus
Lineage: Eukaryota; Metazoa; Chordata; Amphibia; Anura; Ranidae
Source: the annotation of a GenBank genome assembly
AUGGGUGGCUCUCAGGAGCUCAGUGAAUUCAACCGUGGUACCGUGAUAGCUUGCCACCUGUGCAAUAAGUCCAUCUGUGACAUUUCCUUGCUACUAAAUAUUCCAGUCAACUGUAAGUGGUAUUAUAACAAGUGGAAGCAACUGGAAGAACAGUAGCUCAGCCACGAAGUGAGCAGGGUCAGCGCAUGCUGAAGAGUCAAUAGCUAAAGACCUCCAACCUUCAUGUGGCCUUCAGAUUAACACAACAACAGUGCAUAGAGAGCUUCAUG